UUGCCAUGGUUACGUUUGAAUUAUACUAAAAUUAUAUUGCCAUGGUUACAUUUGAAUUAUAUAAAAAUUAUAUUGCCAUGGUUACGUUUGAAUUAUACUAAAAUUAUAUUGCCAUGGUUACAUCUGACUUACAUUAAAAAUUAGAUUGCCAUGGUUACGUUUGACUUACAGUAAAAAGAUAUCGUCAUGGUUACAUGUGACUUACAUUAAAAUGAUAUUGCCAUAGUUACAUGUGACUUACAUUAAAAUGAUAUCGCCAUGGUUACGUUUGACUUACUGUAAAAAGAUAUCGCCAUGGUUACGUUUGUCUUACUGUAAAAAGAUAUCGCCAUGGUUACGUUUGACUUACACUAAAUGAUAUGUUUGAAAAGAGUUUAAUUCUAAAAGAGUGGAAUUAUUUCUUCCUCUGAGGUCUCAUACAGUUAAAGAAUGUAGUGCACCCACUUGUCAUACACAUGCAUCUUCCCACUAGAGGUGAAAAUGAGUACAUCUGGUACACAGUGUUUUAUCCUGUAUAAGUACAGUAUAAAACAAUAGAAAACAACUUUAAGUAAAUUCAUUUGAAAUAAGUCCCAGAGCCAGGGUGCGUUCAAGAUCGCAUGUGUGUAUCUGUAAACGUGACAUUUAUUAUGUCCAUAACCCACAUGAGUAAGAACACAACAAACAUGCAGUCAGCGUUAACCCUCAUCAUCCUAAACCAAUCACGAGGAGGCAAAUGUUUCCCAAAACAGAGAAAGAGUCAACUCUGCAUUCAUCAGUCUGGCUCUUUCACUCUAACGCCCCAGUGGACUGGGUAUGAGGAUCACUGUUUAAUGUUGCAAGAACACAUAAGAGAACAAAACUAAAAGCCCACCAACUUAUUUUUUGUUCGGUACCAACGGGAAGGUGCCUCUAAAUCAUUUCUGGAGGUGACGACUUCUGGUUUCUCCUCAGGAGGGACAUGUGUUACUCUUGAAGGAGUUUCAAAAGCAAGAACUGGAACUUACUGGAUUUUUAACUACUCAGGUAAUGGAUUAUUCGACUGUUUGGACACUCUAAAACUUUCCCAAGCUUAGGGAGUGACCCUCUACCUUUAGCCCACAUAUAUUAUAUGUGUAUGAGCAGUGGUGGUCAGCACCUGGAGUUGACAGCCUGCUAGUCAAGAACUUCCUAGUUACGGGACCUUUAGUGACUACUGGAUGCUGUGUUUCUGGACACUGUGCUCCUUUGAAAGUUCUCAGCUGAACGUGUGUAAAAACAAUGGUUGAGGGUGUGUGUGAGCUCAUCGGUGUUUGCCUGGGCGUCGUUGGUCUGAUCGGUGUUUCAGCUGUAACGGGUCUCCCCAUGUGGAGGGUGACGGCAUUCAUCCAGGAGAACAUCAUCGUCAUGGAGACGCGCUGGGAGGGUUUAUGGAUGAACUGCUACCGCCAGGCCAACAUACGCAUGCAGUGCAAGGUGUACGACUCGUUGCUCUAUCUGCCUCCUGAGCUCCAGGCUGCCCGAGGUCUGAUGUGCUGCUCAGUGGCACUGAGCUUUGUGGGAUUGGUGGUAUCCAUGCCAGGCUUACGUAGCGGUUCCUGUUUUUCUGAUCAACCACGACUUAAAUCUCUCAUUAUCGCAAUCGCUGGCGCAAUGGAGAUCAUGGCUGCCAUUUGUGUCCUUGUUCCUGUGUCCUGGACGGCCCAUUCCAUCAUUCAGGACUUUUAUAACCCGCUAUUACUUGAUGCCCAACGCAGGGAACUUGGUGAAGCUCUUUACAUUGGCUGGGUCGCUGCAUUCAUCCUCUUUUCCUCUGGUGUCGUCUUCCUUGUAUGCCGGAAUUAUCAAUCAAAUCAACCCUACCCAGUUUACGCCCCCAAUAGAUUGAUGAUGCCACAUUUCCAACCCCUCAUACCAACCCCAAGCUCGAUGAGCUCCCACCAACCUCUGUUUCUGAACCACAGCUUUUCUUCUCAGCAGCCUUCUCAUUUGGCAUACAAUUUCCCUGCAGCACCCUCUGGUGGCCAAGCUCCACUCUACAACGUUCCUGUAGUUUAUCCUGCUAAUAUGAUACCUGUUCAGCACCACCCAUCUCUGCACAGCUCGCACGACUCAGGGAUGAUCUCCAUACCAAUAAAACCCUUCCAUUCACGCACACACUCUGCCCACCAGAGUGUCCAUUCCACACCUCCUGCUGAUGGGAACUUCGGGACCGGCGAACAGCCCACUGUACCUCUUCCACCUGUGGUCAGAAACAUAUGGAAAAGAACCGGAUCACACCAGCUCUCCAGUACACACUCAAGUUCAGGAAUAUAUAUAUGAACAUCUUUAAAGCAGUGUAAAUAUACAUAUCCUCCAGAAAUAUUUAUGUAAUACUUACCAGUAAGAACUUCAUUAGCUAUCAAACACUAGAUGAAUCUGUAAUCUGUUGGGGGUAUUCAGAGUUGCAUCAAUAUUUAUGCGGGGUAAAGUUUCUCGUAUUCAGAGUCGGGUUACACAGCUGCUCAAGUCAAUUUUCUGGGCUCUUUCUGGGAAAUGAUCCGCAUCCCAGAGGUUACCAGUGUCCGAGAUCGGGUUUUCGAUAGCGUCUAGACCGCUGCCUUUAAACACAAGACCUAAAGGAAGUACAGAUUCCUCCCGCCGCCUUAAAAAAAAUUCAGGGAUAG
This is a messenger RNA of Ictalurus furcatus (blue catfish), 2624 nucleotides long. RefSeq names its product claudin-8-like. The record is from RefSeq and is a predicted model, not a curated record. Gene Ontology annotation, molecular function: structural molecule activity. Gene Ontology annotation, cellular component: bicellular tight junction; plasma membrane. Bases 1240 to 2280 code for a protein of 346 amino acids. The transcript has a single exon. Gene Ontology annotation, biological process: cell adhesion; bicellular tight junction assembly. Lineage: Eukaryota; Metazoa; Chordata; Actinopteri; Siluriformes; Ictaluridae.